AUGACUAGCAUUAACAAUAGUUUUCUUAUGAACCACACUUGCUUAAGAAUCAAGGAUCCCAAAUCGGUUGAUUGGUGGCAACAGAAAUUAGGUAUGAAAUUAAUUGCCACUAUUCCAUUUGAUACCUUUACCUUGUACAUGUUAAACUACGAAACUGAAAAGAAUAAACAUUUGAAUUGGGCUGCUCGUGAAGGUGUUUUGGAAUUAUGUUAUAACCAUGGAGGCACUGAACAUAUCAAUAAUGGUAAUGGUGACAAGGAUAAGGGGUUUGGACAUGUGUGUAUUUCCGUUGAUAAUAUUGAAGCGGCACAAGAACAAUUUUUACAAAAUGGUGUUCGUUUUAAAAAGAAGUUGUCGGAUGGACGUCAACAUAACAUUGCCUUUCUUUUAUCUGAUCCUGAGGAUUAUUGGGUUGAAGUUAUCGAAAAUGGGAUUGACAAACAAGAAGGCAAGACUAGUGUUUCUUCUUAUAAGCUCAAUCAUACUAUGAUUAGAGUUAAAGACCCUCAAAUUUCAUUAAAAUUCUACCGGUCAUUGGGAUUCAAACUCUUUUCCAAAAAGGAUUUCCCUCAAGCCAAGUUUAGUUUGUAUUUCCUUGGGUAUAACCAUGAUGCCAAUUUCAAAGAAGGUGAAAUGCCUUGGGAGGAACAACUGCAAAGGGAGUCGGUAUUAGAAUUGACCCAUAAUUGGGGCACUGAAUCUGAUCCUGACUUUAAAGGAUAUCAUAAUGGAAACAGUACUGAUAAUGGUGAAGUCCAAGGAUAUGGUCACAUUUGUAUUUCUUGUAAUGAUCCGGCCAAGUUCUGCCAAGAGUUGGAACAAGCUUAUGGAGAUAAAUUAGAUUGGUCAGUGAAGUUUAAUCAGGGCAAAGCGGUUAAGGGAAUUGCUUUUAUUAGAGACCCAGAUACUUAUUCAAUUGAGAUUUUGUCUCAUGGUCUUUUUGAAGAAAGAAUGGGUAAGCUUUAA
Messenger RNA from Lodderomyces margitis, 966 nucleotides. RefSeq names its product lactoylglutathione lyase (gene GLO1). The record is from RefSeq and is a predicted model, not a curated record. Lineage: Eukaryota; Fungi; Ascomycota; Pichiomycetes; Serinales; Debaryomycetaceae. Bases 1 to 966 code for a protein of 321 amino acids. Gene Ontology annotation, molecular function: metal ion binding; lactoylglutathione lyase activity. The transcript has a single exon.